Molecule: messenger RNA, 573 nt
Organism: Lycium ferocissimum
Lineage: Eukaryota; Viridiplantae; Streptophyta; Magnoliopsida; Solanales; Solanaceae
Exons: 2
Coding region: 1-573 (190 amino acids)
Source: RefSeq, a predicted model, not a curated record
AUGGGUCAUAGCAUUCCUAUUAUGGCUUCUCCAUUUCAGCAGAUGGCUGAGUUCUUUCGUCACUUGGUUAGAAUAAUGUCCGACGCUAAUGAAAUGAAUUUUGAGAAGAUGAGGAAAACGGGCGGCGUUGAGUUUGAAGGCACUACUGAUCCCAAUGAAGUUGAACAGUGGCUUGAGCACAUGGAGAGGGUCUUUGAUCAAUUAGAGUGCUCAGAUGCUACCAAAUUCAAGUAUGCCAUCUCUUUUUUACAAAAAGAUGCCUAUGAUUGGUGGAUUACCGUGCCUAAUGCAAAAGCAAAACCUCCAGCUCUUACUUGGAAUGACUUUGUGAAUGCAUUAUGUAUGAAAUAUGUCCCUCCUUCCUAUUGUGAUGCAAAGAAGAAAGAGUUUCGGGAUCUAAAGCAAAGGAGUAUGUUUAUUGCAGAGUAUCAACAAAGUUUCUCAGGCUUGCUUUUACUGUGGAGAGGUGAAAAAUCUAGAAACAUUCAAGCAGCAGGUUCAAGUGGAGCUAAUCAGGCUAGUUGGUCAAGAGCUACUGCACGAGUUUAUGCCAUGAGACAGAGGGAUGACUAA